Molecule: messenger RNA, 594 nt
Organism: Fonsecaea multimorphosa CBS 102226
Lineage: Eukaryota; Fungi; Ascomycota; Eurotiomycetes; Chaetothyriales; Herpotrichiellaceae
Exons: 1
Coding region: 1-594 (197 amino acids)
Source: RefSeq, a predicted model, not a curated record
AUGAAGGGACUUUUCGCCGUUCUCUCCGCCACCGCGGCACUCUCUGCCUUCUCUGUUCUCGCCGCCCCUGUCGACGGACCUGUCAUGGCUCGUGCCCUUAUGGCCAGAGAUCCAGAAACGGGUGAAGGUCCCGCUGGUAUUUGCUUUGGUGGCUGCGGUCCGGGUGUCAUCAAGCGCGAGCCUGAGCCCGAACCGGAGCCAGUGGCCGAGCCCGAGACUGGCGAGGGCCCCGCUGGCAUCUGCUUCGGUGGCUGCGGACCAGGUGUCAUCAAGCGCGACCCCGAGCCAGUUCCUGAGCCUGAGCCCGUGGCUGAGCCCGAAACCGGCGAGGGUCCCGCUGGCAUUUGCUUCGGUGGCUGUGGCCCCGGUGUUAUCAAGCGCGAUCCUGCCAGCGAAACUCCGGUCGCGACAAUCUACCAUCUGCCAAACCCGACCCCCAUUGCGACUGCCUUCAGCGUCGUCGCACCAAAGCCCACCCACGCGCACAUGGCGAGAGACCCGGCCCCAGUGACUGUCUGGGACCACCCCACUCCCACUCCAAUUGCAACAGUCUACUCGGUUGCCCCGGCCAAGCCAAUUCACACCGCUGCCUAG